Messenger RNA from Dermatophagoides farinae (American house dust mite), 1416 nucleotides. RefSeq lists its product as uncharacterized. Lineage: Eukaryota; Metazoa; Arthropoda; Arachnida; Sarcoptiformes; Pyroglyphidae. The record is from RefSeq and is a predicted model, not a curated record.
AAAAAAUUGAAUGAUGAUGAUGAUGAUGAUAUUAUUAUUGGUGCACAAUGUUUUUAUUCAUAUAUACAUAUAAUAACCCAAUUCAGUUCAAAGGCAGAGAAAUAUAGAGAGAGAGAUCUCUUUCGUGUUCGCUCUCUUUUUUUUCUCAUUUUCUAUAGUGUAAAGAAAAAAAUUUUAUUUACAACAAAAAAAAUACUAAAUAAACGUCAUAGAGCUUCGACAAUUGUACAAAAUCACAAACGAACAUAUAGUGACUAUUAGUCGCGAUGAAUGAAUGAAUGAAUGAAAAACAUCGAAACUGAUCAUCAUAAUAAACAUCACAUCAUCGGGUUAGUCACAUUUUGCCAUCAACAAACGGAUAAAACUGUACUACAUUCAUAUUGGAAUCAUUUUAAUGAAAACGAUAUUGAUAUCAAUAUCAACUUUAAUAUCAUCAUCAUUGAAAUAAAGUUCCAAAUUCGGUCAGUCAGUUCUUUGUCUACUUUAAGGUGUACGUGUGUGUGUGUGUGUGUGUUUAUUUUAUGCCAUAAUAGUCCGAUCAUUGAAAAAUCAUCAUAAUCAUCACAUCAAAAAUAGUUAAUAUAAAAACGAGUUACACGAGGAAUUUUUUUUCUCAAUUAUUCCACAUAUAAAAUACGAACAAAAAAAAAAUCAACAAAAAUGAAUUCUGCCAUAUCGAUACGAAUGUCGACAAUCAUCAGUUUAUUAUCAAUAUUGUCAUCAUGUUUUACGGCAAUAACAUUGGCUCAACGUAGUCAAGGCCUCAAUAAUCAAUUACAAGCUGGACAAGAUUACAUUGAUAUACCUGUACGUGCUGGCUAUAGAAUUGUUGGUGAUGAUAAUGAAGGCUAUCUAGAAGAUGGUAUUAUUGUUAAAACCAAAGGAACCGGUUAUAUUGAUCCUAGAUAUCGAAAAAAAUAUUUUACCACUACCAUCACUGAUGAUGAUGGUGUUGAUGUUGAUGAAAAUAAUCGUCGUUUUGAUGUUUCAUCAUUAUACAGAUCACCAAUGCAAGAAUCAAUGCCAACAAUAAGAAAACGACGAUUUGAUCAAUAUUUUAAUACGAAAAAAAUUGAAUCAUCAGCAUCAUCAUCAUAUUCACCACGAUAUUAUACAUCAUUUCCUAAAAAAUAUCUAAAAUCAGAAAUUAUUUAUGGUCGUCGUGCAACAGAUUGGUGAUGAUCUCAACAUUCAAUAAUAAUAUGAAUAUAUAUAUGAAAAAAUAGCCAUUUUUUUUUUUGUCCAUUUACGCUGUUGCUCAUUGAUUUUUAUUGGAAAUUAUUAUUAUUAUAUUUGGUUUAUUAUUAUGGGUCGAACAUUGAAAUUUGGUUCAAAUAUUAUCGACAUGUAGCUCUGUAGCCACAUUAUUAUCAUCAUCAUCAUCAUCAUUAUCAUAAUCAUCAUUCACUAAAUCAU